Molecule: messenger RNA, 2135 nt
Organism: Castor canadensis (American beaver)
Lineage: Eukaryota; Metazoa; Chordata; Mammalia; Rodentia; Castoridae
Gene: Fam3c
Product: FAM3 metabolism regulating signaling molecule C
Source: RefSeq, a predicted model, not a curated record
GCGAGCUGGCUUCCUCCUGGCCGCUGGCGGGGUGAGGGGAAGCCGGGGCAGUCCGGGAGCAAGCGGAGGCGCGGCGGCGGCUCCUGUCGGCUCCGGCAGGACUGACUGACCGCGGGCGGGCGGCUCGCGCGGCGGAAGGCGCGGGAGGCCGGAGCUUAUUUAAUGAAAAGUACCAUCGACCGAGAAACCAAGCAUGAGGGUAGCAGGAGCUGCAAAGUUGGUGGUAGCUGUGGCAGUAUUUUUACUGACAUUUUAUGUUAUUUCUCAAGUAUUUGAAAUAAAAAUGGAUGCAAGUUUAGGAAAUCUAUUUGCAAGAUCAGCACUGGACACAGCUACACGUUCUACAAAGCCUCCUAGAUAUAAAUGUGGGAUCUCAAAAGCUUGUCCUGAGAAGCACUUUGCUUUUAAAAUGGCAAGUGGAGCAGCCAAUGUUGUGGGACCCAAAAUCUGCCUGGAAGACAAUGUUUUGAUGAGUGGUGUUAAGAAUAAUGUUGGAAGAGGGAUUAAUGUUGCCUUGGCAAAUGGAAAAACAGGAGAAGUCUUAGAAACUAAAUAUUUUGACAUGUGGGGAGGAGAUGUGGCACCAUUUAUUCAGUUUCUGAAGGCCAUACCGGAUGGGACGAUAGUCCUAAUGGGCACCUAUGAUGAUGGAGCAACCAAGCUUAAUGAUGAAGCACGAAGGCUUAUUGCUGAAUUGGGGAGUACAUCUAUAACCAGUCUUGGUUUUAGAGACAACUGGGUCUUCUGUGGUGGGAAGGGCAUUAAGACAAAGAGCCCUUUUGAACAGCACAUAAAGAACAACAAGGAUACAAACAAAUACGAAGGAUGGCCUGAAGUUGUGGAGAUGGAGGGGUGCAUUCCCCAGAAGCAGGACUGAGGGGAGCGUGAGAGAUGGAAGGAAGCGCACUUCUGUUACGGGAGAGCUCUACAGAAGAGACCACGUGUACAUAUUUUAAUAGCAUGCAGCUGUCUUGGCGUGUGCAUGAGCUUAUCUCUGCUGAUGUCAGGAUUAUUUAUUGCUAACGUAAAGAGCUGUCUUUGUAAAUAGUCUUCAUAUUGAGCAAAUCACAUUUUCAAAUACAUUCCCUAAAAGUACAAUGUUUAGACUGCUAUGGUAAUAGCAUACUUUAAUUCCAAAAGCAUAUACAAUGGAUAACUGAGCAGACACAUACAUACUGAUUGCUGUGGAAAUCUGUCAUAGAAUAACAGUGGCUUUUGGGGAGGAGGUUUGUUUAUAUAUCUAUAUAAAUAUCUGGCCUUCUGAGGACAGUAUCUUUUAAAUUAAAGAGAUUUGGCUUGUUGUAUGUGUAAUGCUGCAUUAGUCUGACUUUUGUUGUACCUCUUUUCUUAGUCUUUAUUUUCCCUUCCCAAGAAGCCAAGAAAUAAAAUGUUUGAUAUGAAAACUUAUAUCAGAUUUGUGAAAGGUACAGCACAUUCUUUUUUUAAUGCACAUAGUAUGUAAGUAUAGAUAGCAUUCAGAACCAUUGCUUAUUUUGUGUUAGCAAUGAAUAUACCUUGGUUUUGUGUAAGCUCUUAGAGUGAGGCUGGAGGUUGACUCCACAGAACUGGGGAACCAGGCCAAGUUCCCUCCCCAGUCUAAUUAGGUCAUUCAGGACACCUAAAGUAGUACAUUUACAACAAUAUAAGCCUAUGUUUUCCAUACUUAAAUGUCAUCAGCUUUAACCAAGUGGUUGGAAAAGAGGUAUUCUUUAAUGUCAUAAUAAUUUUGUUUUGUAAACCAAGAAAUUGUGUGUUUACAUCAUCUAACAUCAUAAUAGAAAUCGUGGCCCAAAAGUUUAAAGUCACAUUUAGAAAAGUCUUAAUGACUGAGCAGAUGGAUAACAGUUUUUAAAUAAUUUUGCUUUAUUCAAAAUGGCUUUAUGCUCAAUGCUAUGUAAGUACAUAGAUUAACUUUUUCCUAACCACGCUUGUUCAUUAAGUGACUCCAUUUCAUUUUACUUUUUAAUUUUUUAGGGCAUUCAUUAAAUCCUAUUGUGUAUGAAGUAUAUUAAACACAUGUUAUAUAUAUGAAGUAUCUUAAACUGGAAUAUAAAUAGACGCUGAAGCUGCCUUUCAGUUUAAGGAAGCACUUAAAUUCUCAACCUAAAUUUUAGAUGGCUUAUAUAAAAACCUAA